UUCGAAAAGUUGGAAGUUUUGCAUUUGAGAAAUGUGAACAAUUGAAAGAACUUGUUUUUAAUGACAAUGUUAUCUUUGAAGAUGGCGGCUGUUUUGAACAAUGCACUUCACUAACCAAAUUAGAUGUUCCAUUUUCUUAUAUGAAACACGUGUACACUGCAACUGAAAGUGAAAAGAAAAUAUUUAUGAGGCUUGGAAUUAAAGUUUUGAAUGUAAUGAAAAGCGAAGAAAUUGUUGAGAAAGUGUUUAAAUUUGACAACUUUUGUGACACAUUAUGUGAUGUUUCUAACCACGCUGAUUACGUUCAUCUUGGGGAUUUGGACAUGUUUGACAACGAUUCUAAUUAUUUGAGUGAACACCCAAGAGUGUACAUUCCUACUACUAUUGUUAAAGCAGACAUCGGAUGUUACAACUUCAAUAAUCCAAUUGAAAAGCUUUUGAUCUCUGAGAAUGCCUUUUUGUUAAAUGAAUCUAAUUUUUAUGUGAACAACGCAAAUAGAAUACAAAUACCAUCCACUGUCACAAAAAUUCCAAAGUGUUGCUUUUCAAGGUCAAAACUUGAAGAGUUUGUCGUGCCACCAAAUGUGCGUGAAAUUGGAACAGAAGCCUUUUCGGAUUCAAUGAGUUUGACGUCGCUUUAUAUCCCAAAAAGUGUUACAAAAAUUGGAAAACGUGUUGUUGCUGGAUGCACCAAUUUGAAUUCGAUUGUAUUUGAAGAUGGACGCACUUUUGAUAUUGGAAAAGAAACUGAAGACCAAGAAAAUAUCCACAAUGUUACACCAAAUACAACAAAACUGAAUUAUAACGUCGAGUUUCCCCUUAAUAGUACAAGAAUAGAAGUCCCAUCAAGUGUCACAAAAAUAUGUUAUACAUUUUUUAAAAAAUACAAAAAUUUGUGUGAAAUUGUAUUUCCUACAACAAUCAAAAAAUUUGAAAGUUUAAUAUUUGAUGAGUGUAACAAACUCACUAAAAUAUCAUUCUGUAGCUGUUUAAACAAAUCAGACAAUUCAAACAUGCAUAACAUUGAACAAUUCAAAAAAUUAUUUUUCAAAACAGUUGCUGUCAGUUACGCGUUUUAUCUUCAAAUGAAAGCGUUUGGGUACACAUUUUACAACGUCAAUUACUAUACAAGUGAUUACGACUUGUAUGGUACAAAGGUUGAUUUUUCUGUGAUUAAAUAUAUUUACAACCAAGAUAAAAAUGUUAUUUUAAAUAAUACAAAUUCAUUGAAAAGCUAUAUUUAA
Molecule: messenger RNA, 1244 nt
Organism: Entamoeba invadens IP1
Lineage: Eukaryota; Evosea; Mastigamoebida; Endamoebidae
Exons: 1
Source: RefSeq, a predicted model, not a curated record